Molecule: messenger RNA, 1903 nt
Organism: Amphibalanus amphitrite
Lineage: Eukaryota; Metazoa; Arthropoda; Thecostraca; Balanomorpha; Balanidae
Product: TAR DNA-binding protein 43-like
Exons: 6
Coding region: 155-1603 (482 amino acids)
Biological process (GO): regulation of gene expression
Cellular component (GO): nucleoplasm
Molecular function (GO): RNA binding
Source: RefSeq, a predicted model, not a curated record
CCGUGCUAAUGUAAAUGCUCCAAUUUUAUUGCUUCUCCCCUGAUUGUCGUGAAAACAGUUUUGAGACACUUCCGGGUGGAUGGGGUAGUGCCAGUGGUCUGUGUGAAUGUGUGUUUGAGUGGAAUUUGGUUGUUUUUCUUCAUUUUCUGUCAGGAUGAGUUGCUACAUCAAAGUAGCAGAGGAAGAAAAUGAGGAACCAAUGGAAAUACCGUGCGAAGAGGAUAUGGGUCUGUUGUUGACUACACUGGCGGCGCAGUUCCCGGGUGUAUGUGGCCUAAAAUAUCGUACAGAGUCCAGAAGUUUGCGUGGUGUGCGUCUUGUGGAUGGCAAAUUUCAACCGCCAGACGGUGGCUGGGGAAAUGUCGUGUACCUGUGCGUCUUUCCUAAAGAAAAUCCUGAAGAAAACAAACGCAAAAAUGACGAACUGCUCGAGUCUGGCCUGGCCAAGACCAAGCGUCUGGAGCUGAAACAAAAGUGUUCGGACCUGAUCGUGCUCGGCCUGCCAUGGAAAACCACCGAACAGGAGCUGCGCGAGUACUUCGAGCCUUUCGGCGAGGUCCUUAUGGCCCAGGUGAAGAAGGACCCCAAGUCAGGACAGAGCAAGGGCUUCGGUUUCAUCCGUUUCGGCUCGUUUGAGUCUCAGAUGCGCGUUCUGAGCCAGCGGCAUAUGAUCGACGGACGCUGGUGCGACGUCAAGAUCCCCAACUCUCGCUCCAUGGAGGGACAGCAGCACCAGGUGCCCUGUAAGGUGUUCGUCGGACGAUGCUCUGACGAUAUCACCCCGGACGACCUGCGCGACUACUUCGGACAGUUCGGUGAGGUCACAGACGUCUUCAUCCCCAAACCGUUCCGCGCAUUCGCGUUCGUCACUUUCCUGAACCCUGACGUUGCUCAGAGUUUGUGCGGAGAGGAUCACAUCAUCAAGAACACGUCGGUGCUUGUCAGUAACGCGGCGCCGAAGACGGACCACGCGGCACGUCACGGGUUCGGACGCGGCCACCUGCGUGACGCCGGCCGUCCGGGGAUGGGUGGAUACGGCCCGGCACAGCACGGCUACGGCAGCCAGGGCAUGAACGGCGGCUGGGGCGGCCAGCACCAGAGCGGUCGCGGCACCGAGAUGCCCAACCUGGCGGCGCUCGGCACCUCGCUGGGUAUCGGCGGCAGCAUGGGCCAGGGCGGCCACCAGGGAAUGGCUGGCGGCCAGGGCCCCAACCCGGCCCAGAUGGGGGUCGGUGCGCUGAACCUCGGCCUGAACCCGCUGGCGGUGGCGGCGGCGCUCAACCAGGCCGGCUGGGGCCUGCUCAGCAAUCUGCCCGGCCAGUCGCCCGACACACCGAUGGCCUACAGCCAGGCGGGGCCGGCGCCGGCCAGCCAGGCUGCUCAGGGACCGCCGUCAAUGGCGCCCAGCAGCCAGGCGGGCGGCGGACCGGCCGGCGGCAGCUUCCUCAACUGGAUGAACCAGGGCGCCGGCGCCGGAGGUGAUGCCGGUAUGCCGCAGCCGCCCGGUAGUCAGCCGCCGGGCGCCGGAGCUGGCUGGCCUCAGCGCUCUGACCAGAAGCCAACCGGCGCCGCCUAUAACCGUAAUCCCACCUACGAUGUCUAGGUGACGAUCGGCGAGGGAUGGCGCUCAGAGCGAAUGAGGCAGGAGGGAAGAGAGAGAGAAAAAGAGCAACCGAUAGAGCGCGCGCAGAGUACGAGCGAGUGCGAGGCAGACCGAGCGAGGGCACGCGAGGGUCGCGGCGCCCGGUGUUAACCUGUGGCUUUUGUUAUUGUUACUGGUGUGCAGUAUGGUAUGGGACGAGGGGCGCGCCCGCUACCACUCUGUAGCCGGGCGGCGGCGGCGCCCGGGGCCGGUAGGUACUCUCACCGGCAGGGCAGGGUGGCCGGCCGCCCCCAACAUGAU